This is a messenger RNA of Striga asiatica, 411 nucleotides long. NCBI's taxonomy places the organism in Eukaryota, Viridiplantae, Streptophyta, Magnoliopsida, Lamiales, Orobanchaceae. The record is from the annotation of a GenBank genome assembly.
AUGGGCUCAACUCAGUGGGCCAGCGGUGGAGAAGGAGGGGCGCGCACAGCCGAUGACCCAUCUUCGCCGGCAUCACAUGGUGUACCCAAGCGAGCCCAGCAAAUUGGGCCAGCAGUCCUUCUGGAUAGUCCUUACGGCCCGGCAACAGCCCGGCCCGAGAUAGGUCUCUCCAUUGAGGAAGAAGAGCACAAUCUCGGAAGUGCACGACUGGAGUUGGAACAACGACUCGAAACAAGUGGACGGCUCUUCAGCCUCCUCCAGCUUAUUCAGGCGAGCCACAAGGCCCGUCCUUUGCGUUUUUGGUGCCGGGUCAAAAAUUCGGGCCGUGGCCAAAGUGAGAGGCAUAAGAGGAGGGCUAUUGGGAGUAGCUUGAGAGUGGAAUUCAUUUUGAUUGUAGUCAAUUUUAGUUAA